AUGCAAGUCUUUGGCACCUUUAACAGUAGGCCGAGUGUCUACCUCCAUGUUGUACCUCAGCAUCGACACCUGGAACGCAAUGUCCUGAUUCUCAGACACCACCACCUUGACAAGCUGAUCCAAGCCCUUGAUGAGCACGCUGGGGUCUGGAGGCUGCCCAUAGGUUCUCCUGCAUCAAAUUCUGGUUCUGCUCGUCGUGCGACUUCAUCCCCCUUUGCACUUGCCGUUUCACUUCAGCCGGGAGCUGCUCCUGCGACAGAGAGCCGCUGGAAGGUGCCACCUCAGCCGCCGGUAUUGCAGGUGGAUCAGGGGAGUGUAGGUGAGGAGCCCGUCGUGCCCACUGUGCCAUUGUAUGUUCAGUUUCAAGUGUAA
Symbiodinium sp. CCMP2592 is the source of this 372-nucleotide messenger RNA. The record is from the annotation of a GenBank genome assembly. Lineage: Eukaryota; Dinophyceae; Suessiales; Symbiodiniaceae.